AUGUGCGAGGGCUGGUACUACACAGAGCUGAGCCAGACACAUGCUGAACAGCUAUUGGUCCGUGAUGGCAGAGACGGUGCCUUCCUUGUACGCCAGAGUGAGUCUGUGCGAGGAGCUUUCGCCAUUUGUCUUCUGUACCAGCAGCAGGUGCAUACGUAUCGAAUACUGCCGGAUGAAAAUGGAUUGCUGUCUGUGAAGUCUAUGCAGGGUGUUGAAGUUAUGAAGUUCAGUAGGCUCAGUGAACUGGUCUCAGCAUAUGCACAAAAACAGAAUGGAUUGAUCACGAAUUUACAGCAUCCAGUUGAGGUAGAUAGAGAAGAUGGUGCUGAGCAGAUUGGUCUGGUAGUUAAGAAAUCCACAGACAGAAAGGACACCCUCUGUACAGAACUAAGUACACUUUCACCUCUACGUGGAACAUCCAUUUGCAAACGGUUUAUGCCUAAGCAAAAAGCUUCUGAGACCACUUCCAAAGAAGCUGUUGGGCUGUUCCUACUAGGACCUGAGCUAGAGAAGCAGUGUGAGGAGCUGGACAGAGAGAUUGAGCACACAUGGUGCAGCCUGAAGAUUCUCACAAUGGUAUUUGGUCAUAUGGCUUCCCUACUGCACCGUGAUGGGGACCAAGUUUCAGUUUUGGAUAAACUGAUUCAUAAAGUAUCAUCUGUGCAGGAGCUACUGACUUGUCUGGAAAGUAAGCUAAUUCCCAGUGACAGAAAUCAGCUCAGAAAGUGCCCCCCCCAGAACUUGUCUGUGUUCACUGGAACCUGGAACAUGGGUGGCUCUCUUCCUCCUCGAUCUAUCUCUUCUUGGUUAUCCUCAAAGGGAAUGGGGCAGUGUUCACAUGACCUCUUCAUGAUUGGGACGCAAGAAAAUCCACAAGGAGACCGCGAGUGGGCUGAGUUUCUCAGACUGGCUUUAAAAUCCCAAACUGGAAAAGAAUAUAAAGUGGUUUCUGCUUGCUCGCUUGGUGCAGUUAAACUUGUAUUGUUGGUAAAAUCAGAAUAUGAAGAUCUGAUUGAUCGAGUCCACACAUCGAGUGUGAGAACAGGACUUUGUAACACUCUAGGAAAUCGUGGAGCUGUGGGAGUUUCUCUUGAGUUUAACAGGACAUCUUUAGGAUUUGUGACCUGUCACCUCGUAUCAGGAAAUGACAAGGUUCAAAAGAGAAAUCAGAGUUGCGGUGAGAUCCUACGCUGUCUAGCACUGGGAGAUGAGUCUCUUAGAAGCUUUCAGUUGCCCAUGAGACUCACACACCUCUUCUGGGCUGGAGAUCUAAACUACAAGCUUAACAUGCCUGUGCAGGACAUACUGCAGUGUGUAUACAGUGGGCAGUACCAGUUCCUCCUUCCUGUGGAUCAGCUAAACCAGGAGCGUGAGAGAAAGAAAAUCUUUCUGGGAUUCAAGGAGGAACAGAUUACGUUUCCCCCGACUUGUCGCUAUGAGAAAGGGACUCGCACCUACGACGUGCAAAAAGCUAAAACAACAGGGACUCGAUUAUUUGCCCCAUCCUGGAGUGAUCGCGUCCUGUGGUCAUCAUACCCUGACACUGAGGUGAAAUGCACAUCAUAUGGUUGUACGGAUGAUAUUAUCACCAGUGAUCAUUCUCCUGUUUUUGCCACAUUUGAGAUUGGACUUGAAUGUCAGUUAGAACAAGGUACUCGCUGUAUUUUGAAGUUCCAUAGUAUUGAGGCCAUCAUCAAGACCCAGAACAAGUCCUGUGGCUGUAUUGAAUUUAGAUCUUUGUGUUCACAAGGUUCUUCACAGAGUAAAGUAAACAGUACUCACACCAUUGAGGGGACAGCGUUCCUGAAGCUUGGCUGGUCAGUUCAAGACCUUCCAGAGCUCAUUCAUGUUGGCCUGGACAAUGAAUAUCUACUGCUCAGCAUUCGACCCACUGAUGGGGGAGAGUCCUACGGUGAAUGCUGUGUGUCACUCCGUGCAUUGCAUAGCAGAAAAGAGCACCAUUUCCAAGCAUUCCUGUCUCAGAGAGGAGAGGAGACAGGUUCCUUGAGGGGCUGGGCAAGCAUGUUCAUUCCCCAAGAAACUCAAGCCAAUAGAAGCCCCAACACUCAGCAGAAAAGAUCUGAGAAAGAUGGUGAGAGCGUCUGCCAAAUCGCUGGUGCUGCUGCUCCGCCCAAUGAAGCUGUUGCCUUGCAGUUCUCCAGCCGUCUAUCCAGACGCCGCCCUGCAAGCCUGUCCUGUGUGCCUGGCAGUUACAGCAAUGCAGAGUAUUUUCUCUUUGAGGGGAUGACUUCCCCACAUACCCCAACCUCUCCGAGACCUCAUUCUGCUAUAGUGAUCGGGGAGGAGCAGAGUACAGACCAGUGGGGAGGAGAGCCCAGAAUUGGGAAGAAACAAAGCAUUCUAGCUUCUCAAAGCAAGAGGCACAACAGAGCCAGCUUAUGGUAUAUCGGAAUAACUACACGAGAGCUACGUACGCGACUGGGGGAACAUAUAAGUAGCAUAAAGAACUGUCUGAAAGAUCAAGAGAAAGGCAAGAAUCUCACCCCUGUUGCCAAACAUUACCUAAAGAAUCAUGGUACCAAACCCGAACUUAAAGCAUCAGUACUGCAAAGCGCGUAUGAUAAAUACCUGGCUAAACAUAUCAUUCCCAGAGGUCUUAGAGUACGCUUAUUUCCUACCUUCUCUUUUCAUAUUGACACCUAUAAAGACAGAUGGGAGCAGGCACUAAUUAACUGUUCCGAAAUACUGGUUGCAAUUCUAUCGGACUAUGAAACAGAAGUCAUGUCUGAGUUAGAUAAAGAAAUCAGUGAAUAUAACAUAAAGUUACAAAAAUUCGAAACACUGGAUAAGUUCAAACAAUCAUACAAAGAGAUGAGAGAGGAACUAGAUAAAAGAGAGAAAGAGAUAAUACAGACCAAGUGCUCUAAAAUGAAGAGAGACAUUAAAGACUUUGAAAAGGGAAGGAUAUUUACAUGGGAUGAUAAGCAACCCAGACGAAGACCACCUAAUAGUUUACCACCAUCUAAGACUACACAUCAGUGA
Molecule: messenger RNA, 3003 nt
Organism: Bombina bombina (fire-bellied toad)
Lineage: Eukaryota; Metazoa; Chordata; Amphibia; Anura; Bombinatoridae
Product: phosphatidylinositol 3,4,5-trisphosphate 5-phosphatase 2
Exons: 23
Coding region: 1-3003 (1000 amino acids)
Biological process (GO): phosphatidylinositol dephosphorylation
Molecular function (GO): phosphatase activity
Source: RefSeq, a predicted model, not a curated record